Lathyrus oleraceus (garden pea) is the source of this 2585-nucleotide messenger RNA. Its product is annotated as phosphatidylinositol 4-phosphate 5-kinase 2. The record is from RefSeq and is a predicted model, not a curated record. NCBI's taxonomy places the organism in Eukaryota, Viridiplantae, Streptophyta, Magnoliopsida, Fabales, Fabaceae. Gene Ontology annotation, cellular component: plasma membrane. Gene Ontology annotation, biological process: phosphatidylinositol phosphate biosynthetic process. Gene Ontology annotation, molecular function: 1-phosphatidylinositol-4-phosphate 5-kinase activity; ATP binding. The coding region runs from base 212 to 2224 and encodes 670 amino acids. The transcript has 8 exons.
UGUAACAAAAAACACGUGGAAACAUAACAUUUCUUUCUUUUUCUACAUUAGUACUACUACAUUGUUAUUAUGUUGUCGUGACUCAACAAUAUCAACAACAUUCACAAACAACACAACCACUCUCUAUUCUCUCUCUCUUUCUCUCUCUCAAAUGCUUCCUCCACCAUUUCACUCUCCGGCAACUCUUCCUCGCCGGUGAAUAAUAUAAACAAUGCAAGACACUCUUCUCACUCUUCCACACCAACAACACAUUAACAUCAACUUUCACUCCAAAAACCACACUGCCGUUACAGAUAAGUCUCUCCCUAACGGUGACAUCUACACCGGAGCUUUAUCAGGAAACACACCUCACGGCACCGGGAAAUACCUCUGGUCGGACGGGUGUAUGUACGAAGGUGAGUGGAGAAAAGGAAAAGCCUCCGGUAAAGGAAAAUUCUCGUGGCCGUCGGGAGCUACCUACGAAGGUGAGUUCAAAUCAGGUCGAAUGGAAGGGUUCGGCUCAUUCAUUGGAGUCGACGGGGAUGUUUACCGAGGGACCUGGUUUGCUGACCGGAAAAAUGGAUUCGGUGAGAAGCGUUACGGUAAUGGUGACGUCUAUGAGGGAUGGUGGAGGUGCAACUUGCAAGACGGGGAAGGAAGGUACGUUUGGAAAAACGGGAAUGAAUACGUUGGAGAGUGGAAGAAUGGUGCUAUAUGGGGUAAAGGUGUUUUGGUUUGGGCUAAUGGGAACCGUUAUGAAGGGUUUUGGGAAAACGGUGUUCCCAAGGGGAAUGGAGUUUUUACUUGGUGUGGUGAAGGUUUUGGGAAUGAAGAGAAACAGUGUGAGAUGAUGAUGGCGAGGAAGAGAUCCUCGGUGGAUGGUUCAAAGGGUGUUGGUUUUCCGAGGAUUUGUAUUUGGGAGCUUGAUGGUGAAGCUGGUGAUAUCACUUGUGAAAUUGUUGAUAACGUGGAGGCUUCUGUGUUUUACAAAGAUGGUAGUGAAUCUGAAAACAGUGGAGAAAGUUGCGGUGGUGUGUUGGACAAGAGUCCUUGUUGGUCUCUUGAUGGUGAUGUUAAGAAGCCUGGUCAAAUUGUGUCUAAGGGGCAUAAGAGUUAUGAUCUUAUGAUCAGUCUCCAAUUGGGGAUCAGAUAUACUGUUGGCAAGUAUGCUCCUGUUGUGAGAGAACUUAGAGUAGCAGAUUUUGAUCCUAAGGAGAAGUUCUGGACUAGAUUGCCACUAGAAGGAUCCAAGUUUGCACCUCAACAUCAACCAAUGGACUUCAGGUGGAAAGACUAUUGCCCCAUGGUGUUCAGACAUCUAAGGGAAUUAUUUGCCAUAGAUCCUGUGGAUUACACACUUGCUAUUUGUGGAAGUGACUCACUCAGAGAGAUGUCUUCUCCUGGAAAAAGUGGAAGCAUCUUUUACCUCACUCAAGAUGACCGUUUCAUAAUCAAGACUGUGAAGAAAUCUGAAGUCAAGGUGCUUACCAGAAUGCUUCCAAGUUACUAUCAACAUGUUUGUAAGUACAAGAACACUUUGGUUACGGCAUUUUUAGGGGCACAUUGUAUCAAACCUGUUGGAGGUCAAAAGAUUCGGUUUAUUGUGAUGGGAAAUGUGUUUUGUUCGGAGUAUCGAAUUCAUAAAAGGUUUGAUCUCAAAGGUUCUUCUCAUGGUCGAAUCACGGAUAAACCUCGGGAGGAGAUUGAUGAGACUACCACUCUCAAAGACCUUGAUCUUAAUUUUGUCUUUCGCCUAGAACAGUCUUGGUUUCAAGAGCUAAAAUGGCAACUUGAUAGAGACUGUGAGUUUCUGGAAGCGGAAGGAAUCAUGGAUUAUAGUCUUUUGAUUGGCCUUCAUUUCCGCGAUGACCACUCAGUUGAUGAAACGGAAAGUUCACCGCGUGAUACACUGUCAGCAGGCAAGAGAGAUAUGCAUGAUGAUGAUACGCACAUACCCCGCGGUCCUCUAAUCCGGCUAGGAAUGAACAUGCCUGCCAGAGCUGCGAGAAUGUGUAGCGGAAAAAGCAACAAUUCUACUCCUUCAGAGAAUACUAGUGAGAUCUCUGAUGUAAUCCUUUACUUUGGUAUCAUUGACAUUCUUCAAGACUAUGAUAUUAGCAAAAGAAUAGAACAUGCGUACAAGUCACUACAAGUUGAUCCUACUUCCAUCUCAGCCGUUGAUCCUAAACUAUACUCCAAAAGGUUUAGAGAUUUCAUACACAGAAUCUUUGUUGAGGACACAUGACACAUGUUUGGACCAAUUCAAUGACAUGCUUAUGCAUCAAAGAAAAUGCUCUAAUUGGAAUCCAAUUAUUAAGUCCAUGAGAUUAGUAUAUAGUUGAUGGCUAAAUUUUUCUUAUAGCCAUUUCAAGUAUUAUAAUGAGUGGGGGAGGAAAAAAUGAGACAACACUUAUGUCAAUGUUUUUUUCCUUUUGUAGUGGGGAGUGGUUGGUUGGCACAAUAGCUUAUGCAUAUAAAAGUCACAUGUCAUGUGAUUAGUUUUUUUUUUAAAUGGCUUAUGAUGUGUAUAUGAAACAAUUGUGGGGUGUGGAGAAAAGGGGUAUAGACUAUAGAGGAUUGAAUGAAGAUUCAAAUUGAAUUGAACA